CAGCUCUCUUCCCCUUCCGAGCGCCAUCGCCAUUCGAAAACCAAGACCCCCCUCCUCCCCAUCAAAACCCAGCCACAAUCACCCGGUUCCACCCCCCGAUCCAGCCCUCCUCGCCGCGAUCCACUCUCCCGGGCGUCUUCUCCUCGCUCCCACGAUCCCGCCGGUGGAUCGGGCCGCCGUGAUUGGUGCCGGUUCGAGGCGCCGUGAUUGGUGCCGGUUCGAGGCGAUGAUGGCCGCGGCGGUCGAGGAGGAGGAGAUGGUGGAGAGGAUGCACGGGUGGGCGAGGGACAUGGACGUGGCGUCACGCAGGGCCGAGGAGGAAGCAAUGAGACGGUAUGAUGCGGCAAGUUGGUUGCGAAGCACGGUUGGGGUAGUGUGUGCAAGAGACCUGCCAGAUGAACCGUCUGAGGAGGAAUUCCGGCUUGGGCUGAGAAAUGGGAUUGUUCUUUGCAAUGCACUGAAUAAGAUCCAGCCUGGUGCCAUACCUAAGGUUGUACAAGCCCAGUCAGAUGCUGCUGGCCCCACGGAUGGCUCAGCUCUGUGUGCAUAUCAGUACUUUGAGAAUCUGCGGAACUUCCUUGUUGUUGUAGAAGAUUUAAGGCUUCCUACAUUUGAGGUGUCCGAUUUAGAAAAGGGUGGCAAAGGUGUUCGGGUUGUGGAUUGUGUUCUUGCUUUGAAGUCAUUCAGUGAAAGUAAUAAAACAGGGAGACAAGCUUCGUGUAAAUAUGGCGGCCUUUCAAAACCUUUGACAGCCAGAAAGUAUUUUAUACUCAAGAAUACUGAUGCUUUUAUGAAUAAGAUAAUGAAAGGGCACUCAGCAGAGGCAAUCCAGAGUGAAUUUUCAGAGGGGCAAAGCAUAGUUACUGAUUUUUCUAUAGAGUCUAAUGAGAUGACUACUUCAGACUCCCUUAGCAUUCUUUUGCGUAAAGUUCUCUUAGAUAAGAAACCAGAGGAAGUCCCAUUGAUUGUUGAGUCGAUCCUAAGCAAAGUUAUUCAGGAAUAUGAGCAUCGAAUUGCAAUCCAGAACAAGAUGGAUGAGGAGGAGCAAAAUCUCUUGAAUAUCACGGAACAGGUCAACCAUGUAGUUGUAAAUGGUGAUGGUGAAGUUAAACAGUUCCAACUAGAGGCACAGACAAAUUUUGAUGUGCAACAAAAACAGAUCCAGGAAUUGAAGGGUGCUCUUUCUUUUGUCAAGUCUGGCAUGGAACAACUGAGAUUACAGUACUCUGAAGAAUUUGCUAAACUUGGGAAACAUUUCUACACUCUCUCCAAUGCGGCUUCCAGCUACCAUAAAGUUCUUGAGGAAAACCGCAAAUUAUACAACCAAAUACAGGACCUUAAAGGAAAUAUUAGAGUAUACUGUCGAGUGAGGCCUUUCCUACCUGGACAUAGAAGUUUAUCAAGCAGUGUUGCUGACACGGAAGAAAGAACAAUCACAAUAAUCACUCCCACAAAAUAUGGGAAAGAUGGGUGCAAAUCAUUCAGUUUUAACAGGGUCUUUGGUCCAGCAUCUACUCAAGAAGAGGUCUUUUCAGACAUGCAGCCUUUGAUCCGUUCAGUCCUUGAUGGUUUCAAUGUCUGCAUAUUUGCAUAUGGCCAAACUGGAUCAGGAAAGACUUUUACCAUGAGUGGACCGAAAGUUUUGACAGAGGAAAGCCUCGGUGUUAACUAUAGAGCACUAAAUGACUUAUUUAAUAUUAAAGCACAGAGAAAGGGGACAAUCGAUUAUGAAAUUUCUGUGCAGAUGAUUGAGAUCUACAAUGAGCAAGUGAGGGAUCUCCUUCAGGAUGGUGGAAACAGGAGAUUAGAAAUAAGAAAUACUCCACAGAAAGGGCUUGCUGUUCCGGAUGCAAGCAUAGUUCCUGUCACAUCUACGGCCGAUGUUGUUGAAUUGAUGAAUCAAGGCCAGAAGAAUCGUGCAGUGGGUUCAACAGCCAUCAACGAUCGAAGUAGCCGCUCUCAUAGCUGCUUGUCUGUUCAUGUCCAAGGAAAAUAUUUAACAUCUGGGGCAAUGUUGAGAGGUUGCAUGCAUCUUGUGGAUCUAGCUGGUAGUGAAAGAGUUGAUAAGUCUGAGGUUGUAGGAGACAGGCUGAAGGAAGCACAGUACAUAAACAAGUCACUUUCAGCAUUAGGAGAUGUGAUUGCAUCUCUUGCACAGAAAAAUUCGCAUGUCCCUUACCGAAACAGCAAGCUUACCCAGCUUUUGCAAGAUUCUCUAGGAGGACAAGCAAAAACGCUGAUGUUUGUUCACGUAAGCCCGGAACUAGAUGCUGUCGGUGAGACAAUAAGCACAUUGAAAUUUGCUGAAAGGGUUGCUUCAGUUGAGCUUGGUGCAGCAAAAGCAAACAAAGAAGGCAGUGAGGUUAGAGAGCUCAAAGAACAGAUUGCUACCCUCAAGGCGGCAUUGGCUAAAAAGGAAGGAGAACCAGAAAACAUUCAAAGCACACAGUCAAGCCCUGACAUGUAUAGAAUUAAAAGAGGCAAUGCAAUACCUGCCUUCCCUAAAAAUAGACAGCCAAUGGAAGAAGUUGGAAACUUAGAGGUCCGGAACAAUGCCACUCCAAUGCAAAAGAAGGCCAGCUUUCAAUUUUCUGGUGUCCUCAGUGAGAACAACUCAUCCGACUUGGCUGAAAAUUGCAAUGGCAUUCAGAAGACCGAUAGAAUGGCUGUCGGUAAUAAUCAAUUUGAGAAUGGAAAUUCCAUUCUAGAGCUGGAGCCUGGCGCAACUCAGCUUCCAACAUUUUUCUACCAAAGAUAUGAUCCCGACAAGCAAAGGCGUAGGGCUGAACCAGUAGAAACUGAUGACUCAGAUAGCUUUGAUGCUGCUACUAGCUCGCCUUCCGACCAAGAAAUGUUGUUGUCCACCAGUGGCCUCAAAGCUGAUGGUAUUGCCAGCAGAGGUGCCUUUAUUAUAAAGAAACCUCAAACAAAGAAUACGAAAAUUACAGCAACGAAGAUUCCAAAUCUUGCAAUGAAGUCGCCAAUGUCAGAGAAAAGGCUGCAAACCCCAAUCAGGAACAGCAAGCAGCUACCUUUCAGCACUACGGGUGGAAGAAGAACUCGAAAUGGCAAAAUUAACACUCCAAAAUAAUCGACUAGUGCGAAGGUGGAUCCCACUAUGCCAAGGUGAGAUCAAUAGGAAACUGAAAGAAGGAUGUUUCUAAAACCCUGUAUAAGGAUCAGUGGAUUGUUCAGUCUGAUGGAAAAAUUGGUUUUGAGACAUCAAAGAUAGAGAUAAACAGAUAAGACCUCCAACAGGACAGAGAAAUUGUAAACCCAGAAGGAAUUUUUCAAAUUUGAGAUCAGUACAUAGCUCACACGCAGAAGUUACGGUUGUAUUGUAUGUACAUUAGCCUGGAAUAGAUGCCCGCCAUGUGCCAUUACAACAAAGAGAAGUUCAAUGACAAGUUUGUACGCUUCAUCAUGUUAAAUUGUCAAAUUUAGGCCAAUUACAAUUUUUUUA
Messenger RNA from Oryza sativa Japonica Group (Japanese rice), 3463 nucleotides. The record is from RefSeq and is a predicted model, not a curated record. NCBI's taxonomy places the organism in Eukaryota, Viridiplantae, Streptophyta, Magnoliopsida, Poales, Poaceae.